Molecule: messenger RNA, 2376 nt
Organism: Mya arenaria
Lineage: Eukaryota; Metazoa; Mollusca; Bivalvia; Myida; Myidae
Product: oxidoreductase HTATIP2-like
Exons: 6
Coding region: 37-894 (285 amino acids)
Biological process (GO): import into nucleus
Cellular component (GO): cytoplasm
Source: RefSeq, a predicted model, not a curated record
UUUGUGACGAAUGUACACGGAAGUGUGUUUUUAGGAAUGCUGUGGUUUAAUUGUGAUGGCCUUUUACCUGGGAUUUCGAUUGCUAUUUGCUUUUUAGCUGUUUCACUUGCUGGGUUUUUAGGUGUUUUAGAGCAUACAACGUUUUCUGAUGUAGAUUAUCUCUGCAGUAUGGCAGAGGGUUCUGCAAAUAACCGGGAGAUGUUUAGACAAGGGAAGAAGACUGCAGUAGUUCUGGGGUACACCGGAGAAACAGGCCAGGCGCUUGUGAAGCAGCUUGCAAAAGAGAACCUUUUUUCUAAGGUCACAUUGAUUGGCAGACGAAUCAUACCUUUAAAUGAAUCGGAAAGACCAGAGUUUGAACAGAAAGUUGUAGAUUUUGAGAACCUAGAGGAGCACAGGGAUGCAUUUAGCGGACAUGAUGUUGGCUUCUGGUGUCUCGGUACAACAAGGGCAAAAGCUGGAGUUGAGGGUUUUAAGAGAGUGGACCAUGACUAUGUACUGAAAUCUGCUGAGAUGGCGAAGGCUGGGGGAUUGAAGCAUCUUCACUUCAUGUCAACCAUGGGUGCUGACCACAGGGGCAUGGCACUGUACACUAAAACCAAGGGCCAAGUAGAGGAGGCUCUAAAAGUGAUGCACUUUGCGAGGUUGUCCAUUUAUAGACCUGGGGUGUUGAUGGUGAACCGUCAGGAGAGUCGGCCCAUGGAGGCGAUCGCCCGCUUCCUGCUUGUGCCUGUUGCUAAAGUGUUCCCGACUGCCAUCACGAUACCGGUGGAAUCUGUCGCUCAGGCCAUGAUCAACAACGCAGUCAGUGACAAGGGAAAAAGUGUGGAGACAUUUGAAAAUAAGGACAUCCAUGUAUUGUCAGGGAUUAGUGGUCAUUGUCCAAAAAGUUAAAAAUUGAUUGCUGCCAAUGGCUCUAUUAUAUAUUUUGUCCAAUACUUACUCCAAAUUGUUCUGUUCAACAAAUGCCUUAUUUUAAUUCACAUUUGUACAUAAAGCCCCAAUAUCACGAAUAUACUUAAGUCUGUCAAAUCUCAACUCAUUUUACCACAUUACAUAAACAAAUGAUUUUUUAUCUCUUGUGGCCAUGCAUGUGUCUGUAAAAAUUGCUUGUGAACACAAUAAAGUCUUCAGUUAUGAUUUUAUCACAAUCAAACUUCUACAGUAGUUAGAUAUCCAUGAGAGCUUGGUUCCUUUCAUAAACAUUCCCGAUCCGCUCAUGCAUUACUAGAUAAUGGCACUUGAAAUUUUCAAAAUUGCUAUGUAAACACAAUGGACAUGUUUUGUUCUAGAAUUAUUUUUUUUAAUAGAAAUAUUGAUGCAGGGUUUUUAUCAACUCAUUCUAUGAGAAAAUGUGCUUUAAAAAAACAACAUAAUAUAUAUUGAAUCAUACAAUGCUUUUGUUUUUAAAAGAGUUGAGAUUUGACUUCAUUUUUCUCAGCAGUUUGGGAACAAGUAUUUGCACCUACAUUUGGUAAAUGUUGUUGCUAAACACAUCAAAUUGGGAAUUCAAAUAACAAGAGCGACUUUGUUUUUUACCAUGAGAGUUGGUCCAAAUAUAUGGCUGGAUAAAGGCAAUUAAAAACAAAACAAACUAAUACUAAACUGGAAAUUUAAAAAAAUGAAUUAAUUAUUGUGCUUUGCUUGCCUGAAUUCGGAUAAAUAUAUUUCUAUUUUUCUCUUUUCAGUCGUUUUUCAAAGAUGUGAACUAAAAUAUGGUUUACUUUCUGUUCACUGCAUAAGCAUUAUUAUGUACAUAUGUAUUGUAAUACCUUACACAGUUUUAUUUACAGUAUAGUCUUUGGUCAUGUGGGAUUCAUAUGCUUUACAGAUGAUAUCAGGGCACAUACCUCAUUACAUACAGCAAUAGUUCAUAGGACAAAACUUGUAUGCAGUUUUGUUUAUUACAUGUGUGGUUUUGGAGAAAUUACAUGUUGUUUUCAUGUUAAGAUUCCAUUUUCAAUACCUUUUGGUAUAUGUAGAUGUUAUUCAGAUUGCAAUGUAACUAUUAUUCCAUUCAUGUUUAUGUUCAAUUUCUGUAAAAUGAUUCCUAUUUAUUAACAUUUAUUUCCUCCAUUCCAUUACAUCCAUGUUCAUGUGUGUUUUGUUCAUUAUGGUACAUUAAGUUUAGUGUUGGUAAUAAAUGUAUUGUGUUGCCGAUGUGUUUUAAUGUUAAUAAUUUAAGAUUAAGAACAAGUUGUCAGGAAAAGUCAAAAUGAGGUCCUGCAUGGGAGAAAUAAGAUGGAUGUAUGAGCUUUGUUCAAUAUGUUUAACUUUAAACAUAACAGUAUUGCAUCACAACAUUUUAUAGCUAACAAUAUAUGUUUAUGUAUCUAUAUGCGCAAUUUUCCGGGACACAAUAAAUGUUAAAACAGA